Salvia splendens (bonfire salvia) is the source of this 641-nucleotide messenger RNA. RefSeq names its product kiwellin-1. The transcript has a single exon. The coding region runs from base 1 to 564 and encodes 187 amino acids. The record is from RefSeq and is a predicted model, not a curated record. NCBI's taxonomy places the organism in Eukaryota, Viridiplantae, Streptophyta, Magnoliopsida, Lamiales, Lamiaceae.
AUGAUGAACCUCAAGAAAGUAGCCUUCUUUGCUUUGCUAAUCGUCCUCGCUGCUCAGGCGUUGGAGGGCAGACUUCAAUCUUGCAACCCGAGUGGCAAAAUCAGAGGAAAGAAACCACCUCCGGGGCAAUGCAACCAGGAAAACGACUCCGAUUGCUGUAAACAAGGGAAGCUCUACACCACUUACAAAUGCUCUCCCCCCGUCUCUGGAAGCACAAAAGCCGUUCUCACCAUCAACAGCUUCAACAAGGGUGGAGACGGAGGCGGCCCAUCAGAGUGUGACAAUCAGUACCACUCUGAUGACACUCCAGUCGUUGCGCUAUCAACUGGAUGGUACAGCGGAGGGAGCAGAUGCCUAAACAACGUAACUAUAAGUGGCAAUGGCAGGAGUGUGACAGCAAUGGUGGUGGAUGAGUGUGAUUCCACCAUGGGAUGUGACGAAGAUCACGACUAUCAGCCUCCGUGUCCUAACAACAUCGUCGAUGCCUCAAAGGCUGUCUGGAAAGCCUUGGGGGUUCCUCAAAGCAAAUGGGGCGGCUUGGAUAUCACAUGGUCUGAUGCUUAGUAACAUCAUUUGAUUCUUGAUGAUUUGUUAAAAUUAUGUAAGAAUAUGACCAUCUCUAUGUAUCAAACCAAGUUAAG